GCAGGUAACAUAAAAAUUUUCACAGCUUGGGAAUGGGAGCAAUCUGGUGGUAGUGUCGUCUUCUUCCUCCUCCUCAGAUUUGCAAAUGUGGAUUCAGUCCUUAUGAAUCCUGCAAAUUCAAGAAAAACCCAUUUGAGAUAGAAAGCCAAAAGCAGAGUAGAGAAGGCGAAAGAAGCAAAGCGAAUAGAGGCAGAGAAAAUGAGUGGCUUUGCGCUGGGUUCAGCGUUUGAUUCCAAAUCGGGUCAAAUGAUAAUGGUGGCUCUGCUUUUAAUGGUUGGGACCUUCUAUGCUGGCACCCUCUUUGGCAACAAUGGCCCCAUCUAUGUCUCCGAGCUCCCUUCCAAUUCUUCUUCUUCUUCUUCUCCUUCUUCCUUUUCCACUGGUAUUUCUACAUUUACAAACAAGGUUGCUCUUACUUAUAGAAAAACACCACUUUUGAUCCCUGAAACUGGAAUGAAUGUGUGCCCAUUAACAUUCAAUGAAUAUAUUCCUUGCCAUGAUGUUUCUUACAUUAAGAGUUUGCUGCCCAACUUGGAUGUUUCUAGAAAAGAAGAGCUAGAGAGGCAUUGCCCUCCACUUGAGAAACGAUUAUUUUGCUUGAUUCCACCUCCAGAAGAUUAUAAGAUACCAAUACAAUGGCCAACAAGCCGGGAUUUUGUGUGGCGGAGCAAUGUGAACCAUACACGACUUGCUAAAGUCAAAGGAGGACAAAAUUGGGUACAUGAGAAGAAUCAGCUCUGGUGGUUCCCAGGUGGUGGUACCCAUUUCAAACAUGGGGCCCCUGAGUAUAUUCAAAGGUUAGGAAAUAUGACUACAAGUGAGACAGGUGAUCUGCGUUCUGCAGGGGUAGUUCAGGUUUUGGAUGUUGGUUGUGGGGUUGCCAGCUUCUCUGCUUACCUCCUCCCACUGGAUAUUCAAACAAUGUCCUUUGCUCCCAAAGAUGGACAUGAGAAUCAAAUUCAAUUUGCAUUGGAGCGAGGAAUUGGUACAAUGAUCUCUGCUUUAGCCACAAAGCAACUACCAUAUCCCAGUAGCUCCUUUGAGAUGGUUCACUGUUCAAGGUGUCGUGUCGAUUGGCAUGAGAAUGAUGGGAUUUUACUCAAAGAAGUGAAUCGCCUUCUGCGAUCUAAUGGGUACUUUGUCUAUUCGGCUCCACCUGCAUAUAGGAAGGAUAAAGACUAUCCAUUGAUUUGGAAUAAGUUGGUAAAUCUGACUUCAGCAAUGUGCUGGAAACUCAUUGCUCGAAAAGUUCAAACAGCAAUCUGGGUUAAACAAGAAAAUCAGGCAUGCCUUCUGGACAAUGCCGAGCAGAAACUUUUGAACAUAUGUGAUGCUGUCAAUGAUUCUAAACCAUCAUGGAAUACACCAAUGAGGAACUGUAUACAAGUAAUUAGUGGACAGACAAAUAUUCAGAAACUCCAUACUAGGGCAGAGCGUCUUUCUGUGUAUUCAGAGAGUCUCAGCAAAAUAGAUAUUAAUGAAAAGGAAUUUAGUUCAGACACUUUGUUUUGGCAAGAUCAAGUUAGCCUUUACUGGAGGUUGAUGAAUAUUAGUAAGACAGAAAUACGAAAUGUCAUGGACAUGAAUGCUUUCUGUGGUGGAUUUGCCGUGGCUUUGAAUACCUUGCCUGUUUGGGUGAUGAAUAUAGUUCCUGUAAGCACAAAGAAUACCCUGUCUGCUAUUUAUGACCGAGGACUGAUUGGUGCUUUCCAUGAUUGGUGUGAACCAUUCUCAACUUAUCCACGCACAUACGAUCUGCUGCAUGCGGACCAUCUUUUCUCUCUAUAUAAUAACGAGGUAGAAGGUUGCCUACUGGAGGAUAUCAUGCUGGAGAUGGACCGUAUGAUAAGGCCCCAGGGAUUUAUUAUUAUUAGAGAUGUGGAAUCCAUCGCAUCAAGAAUCCAAGAUCUUGCUCCCAAAUUUCUAUGGGAGGUUACAUCACAUAUGGCAAAAAACAAAGAAAACAAUGCAGAAACUGUGUUAUUAUGCAGAAAGAAGUUUUGGGCAAUUGUCUAAAAUACAGCGUAAAGAGCUUUUGCCAAUACAACAGCAACAACAACAACAACAACCACCAAGCCUUCGUCAAUAUAGUUCUUUCUUUGGCAAACAUGUAGGUUGUUCGUAUAAUGACCCUUUUUUCCCUGUACUUGCUUAUGCUUGUCGACCUUGUGAAUGAAGUGAGGUUAUAAGUCUUAAGUUGUUUAUUGCUUCAUAAUCAUAUAUUGUGUAAAUUUCUAGAGAGACUUUCAAUGUACAACUUUCUCCUUUAUAUUUUGCCAAUGGUGGCAAUACAAAUUUUGAAUUCCUCAUGAUCAUCAAA
Quercus robur (English oak) is the source of this 2320-nucleotide messenger RNA. RefSeq names its product probable methyltransferase PMT7. Gene Ontology annotation, molecular function: methyltransferase activity. The coding region runs from base 199 to 2016 and encodes 605 amino acids. The transcript has 7 exons. Gene Ontology annotation, cellular component: endosome; cytoplasm; trans-Golgi network. NCBI's taxonomy places the organism in Eukaryota, Viridiplantae, Streptophyta, Magnoliopsida, Fagales, Fagaceae. The record is from RefSeq and is a predicted model, not a curated record.